Molecule: messenger RNA, 1532 nt
Organism: Chelmon rostratus (copperband butterflyfish)
Lineage: Eukaryota; Metazoa; Chordata; Actinopteri; Chaetodontiformes; Chaetodontidae
Product: keratin, type I cytoskeletal 13-like
Exons: 8
Coding region: 62-1444 (460 amino acids)
Molecular function (GO): structural molecule activity
Source: RefSeq, a predicted model, not a curated record
UGCAGCUCCUCACUCUCCUCUCUGUGUCGUCUCCAGCCACAGCGGAAAGACAGCAUCCGUCAUGUCCUUCUCUCGCUCUUCCUCCAGGUCUGUGAAGACCACCAUGGUGAGCUCCGGCGGCUCCAGUGGCUCCAUGGUCGGCAUCGGCGGCGGCAGUGGAAGGAUUUCAUCCACCAGGGCUCUCAGCAUGUACGGAGGAGCUGUUGGCGGAGGGGUCCGCAUCUCCUCCUCCUCCAUUGGCGGCGGCGGCUUCGGCGGCGGCGGCUUCGGCGGCGGCUUCGGCGGCGGCUUCGGUGGCGGUAGCUUCGGGAGCGGCGGUUAUGGCGGAGGCUACUCAUCCUCCGUCAAGUACAGCGUGUCCGGUAUGGACGACUGCAUCAUCGGCAACGAGAAGUUCACCAUGCAGAACCUGAACGACCGUCUGGCCUCCUACCUGGCCAAGGUGCGCUCCCUGGAGAAGGCCAACGCCGAGCUGGAGCUGAAGAUCAGGCAGUAUGUGGAGAGCAAGGUGGGCCCCGCCACCAGGGACUACAGCGCCUUCUUUGUCACCAUCAACGACAUCACUGCCAAGAUCCAGGAUGCCCUCAGGGUGAACGGAGCCAUCCAUCUGAGCAUCGACAACGCCCGCCUGGCUGCAGACGACUUCAGGACCAAGUAUGAGAACGAGCUGGCCAUGCGCAUGUCGGUCGAGGCCGACAUCGCCGGGCUGAGGAGGGUCCUGGACGAGCUGAACUUGGCCAAGACGGACCUGAGCGUGCAGAUCGACGGUCUGAAGGAGGAGCUGAUCUUCCUCAAGAAGAACCACGAGGAGGAGCUGCUGGCGAUGCGCGCUCAGAUGAGCGGUCAGGUCCACGUGGAGGUCGACGCCGCGCCGGGAGAGGACCUCUCUAAGGUCAUGGCAGAGAUCAGAGAACACUACGAGGCCAUCGCCGCCAAGAACCACAAAGAGCUGGAGGCCUGGUUCCACGCAAAGACGGAGGCUCUGAACAAAGAGGUGGUGACUCAGACCGUCACACUGCAGACGUCCAGGACAGAGAUCACAGAGGUCAAACGGACGCUGCAGGCGCUGCAGAUCGAGCUGCAGUCCCUGUUGGGGCUGAAAGCGUCACUGGAGGGAACUCUGGCCGAGACGCAGAGCCGCUACGCCAUGCAGCUGUCCGGAUACCAGAUGCAGGUGACGUCCCUGGAGGAGCAGCUGGUGCAGCUGAGGGCCGACCUGGAGCGUCAGAGACAGGAGUACCAGAUGCUGCUGGACGUCAAGACCCGGCUGGAGAUGGAGAUCGUCGAGUACAGGAGGCUGCUGGACGGAGAGGCCAGCGGCAGCUUGGGCUCCUCCUCCUCCUCCUCGACCACCACGACCAAGCGGACGGUGACGGUGGUGGAGAAGGUGGUUGACGGGAAGGUGAUCUCCUCUUCCUCCACCUCCUCAUCCGCCUACCGGUGAGCUGCAGCAGUGAGCGACAGCCAGUCAUCAUCCUCAUCCUCAUCUUCAUCUUUCACUGAUGCUCACUGAGUCAUGACACAAUAAAUAA